Molecule: messenger RNA, 891 nt
Organism: Brassica oleracea var. oleracea
Lineage: Eukaryota; Viridiplantae; Streptophyta; Magnoliopsida; Brassicales; Brassicaceae
Exons: 2
Coding region: 1-891 (296 amino acids)
Molecular function (GO): nucleic acid binding; zinc ion binding
Source: RefSeq, a predicted model, not a curated record
AUGGUCCGGAAAACUCGUUCUCAGCAAUAUCAGGCUGAUGAUGAUUUCCCCGCUACCCAACAAUCCGUCAAUGAUCUGCAACAACAAGUCGCAAAUCUCACCGCCGCAGUGGCUGCGUUGGCAACUCAACACGCCGCACCAACUAUUCCCCGCCGCAAUAACGACCAACUUUCUAACCAGUUCAAGGGUUCAACCGUCGCCGAGGAGCUCCUUGAUUGGUUUGUAACCGUAGAAGAAAUUCUCGAAUUCAAGCAAAUUCCAUUAGAUCAAUGUGUCCCCCUUGUUGCAAUACGUUUCCGCGAUCGAGCAGCAGCAUGGUGGUCGCAAAGCAAGACAACUCGAGCUCGGCAUGGGAAAACAAAAAUCUCAACUUGGGAUAAACUCAAGCGUGAGAUGAAGAAAAUAUUUUUGCCGUAUAACUAUGAUCAACUAAUGUUUCAGAAAUUUCAGAACUUACGGCAAGGAACAAGAACAGUCGAUGAAUACGCAACGGAGUUCUUCAAGAUGAUCAACCGCGUGGAGUUACGUGAUACCGAACAACAGGUGGUCACAAUAUUUGUUGGCCGUCUUCGCCAGCAAAUUCAAUUCAUAAUAAAUCUGUUUCGCCCUCAAUCGAUCUCAGAAGCUCAUCAGCAAGCCUUGACAGUCGAAGCUCAAUCUCGUAAUGGAUUCCAGGCUUGGGGCUCCAACAGACAGACUCGCUCCACGACAACAACCCCGACAAACACAACGACUCCUAGCUACACAAACUUAGCGAAGACUGAUACAGCUAUCGUUGCUGCAGAUACGCUAAAACAAAACCGUCCUGUUGAGUUUAGGUGUUUUACUUGUGGAGAGGCGGGUCAUCGCCAGUCAGCAUGCCCCAACAGAGCUCGGUCUACUUGUAGAUGA